GGGGUCAGAGGUUGAAAUUACAAACCCGGAUGCGAGAGCUCGUCGGGCAGCGACCUGUGUGUCCGACCUGUCCGUGCUAAUUAAUAUUCAGUUCUUAGCCUUUGUUCGUUCUCAUUAAUAUUCAUUAUCCGACCAUGUCAGCUCAUUAACAAUUCAGUGUCUGACUCAGGGUCAUGAAUAUCCAGUGCGUGCCGCUCGAUGUGUGAUGGCGGCCGCGGUGCGGUGUCGGUUGUUCGGCUUGGUGGAUGUGGGAGACGCCGCUCUGUGGAGGCGGGCUCCCUGCUCUCUCCAUGUGGGGUGCCGAAAGAAAUCAACCCAAUACUUAAAUCGUCCCAAUCUACCUAAAUUAGCAUACAAGAGAACAAAAGGUAGAAAUCCAGGAGUUCUCUUCUUGCCGGGUUUUGCAUCUACUAUGAAGGCAGAUAAAGCAUUGGCACUUGAGGAAUUCUGUAAAUCACUUGGGCAUUCGUUUGUAAGGUUUGAUUAUACGGGAUGUGGCGAAUCUGGUGGAAACUUCAGUGAGUGUACAAUAGGCCAGUGGAAGAAGGAUGUUUUGUCUCUACUUGAUGAGCUCACAGAAGGACCACAAAUUCUGGUGGGUUCCAGUCUGGGAGGAUGGCUGAUGCUCCUUGCUGCAAUAGCACGGCCAGAGAGGGUAGUUGCACUCGUUGGCAUAGCUACAGGGGCUGAUUAUUUGGUGACUGCUUUCAGACAGCUUCCUUUGGAGACAAAGAAAGAAAUAGAAGAAAAAGAUGAAUGGUAUUUGCCAAACAAGCAAAAGGAAGCGGGAUUUUACAAGAUUCCCUACUCAUUUAUUAAAGAAGCCGAAAAUCACUGUGUAUUGCACAGCACCAUUCCAAUAACUUGUCCCGUGAGGCUCAUCCAUGGGAUGGAGGAUGAGCAUAUUCCCUGGCAGAUUUCACUCAAAGUAGCUGAAAAUCUUCUUGGUUCUGAUGUUGACCUUAUCCUUCGCAAACAGGGUCAGCAUAGAAUGGCUGAGAAAGAUGAUGUAAAAUUAAUAGUUUACACCAUAGAUGAUCUCAUAGACAAACUUUCAACACUGGCAUAAACAAAUAGAAUUUAGAAAUUGGUGGCAUAUAUAAUUAGCACUACACUGAACUGAUGAAAGCUGUUUUCAUUGCCAAUUCUGUGAUAUGAAUAAACUGUGCAGAAUUAUUUUGAACUGGACCUAAUGUGCUUUACAUAGAAAAUAUUACUUGGAUCAAAAAGUCAUCAAUUAUUAGAAACAAAAAAAGUCAGCAUUUUUUGAUGGUUGAUUGAUUAUUAUAAAUGCAGCACAGUUUGAGAUAAAAGCUAUAGAAUAUGUAAUACCAUUACCAGUGUUAAUAGCACAACAUGCCUCCUUACACAGCAAUGUUAAUGCAUUCUUGACAGUUUAUCAUUGCCUGGUUGCAUGAAUAGAAUCAACUAUAUGGUACUAAUGCUGCAUUUUAGAUUAAUAACAUUAGGAAUACCAGCAGUUUCAAUGAAAGUAAUUCUGUACUGUUGCCAGAUGUAUUUUCAGUUUCAUUUCAGUAUUAUAACAAUUUUCCUGUAUACACAGUCUUCUUUCAUUUGGAGAUAUAUAUGACUGAUUUCUGGAGUAUCAGUCAAAGAUCUCAAAGUUGCAUUGUUUAAACAAAUUUGUUUUCUGAUAUGACAUGCAUGAGAACACCCAUGAAAAAAGUAAAAUGGUACAACUAAUUUCUUCAUAAAUCUGCCUUUAUAAAUCAGAGGGGCAAGAUUCUUUAAUUAAUUGGGAUACAUCUCUACUUUCACACAACCUUAGAGUCUGGUUCUUGAUAAGGCUGUUAUAUUAAGGAACUACUGAAUUGAGAAGAAAUGAUUUAAACAUUUGCAAUAGAGACUGUAUUUCAGAAUAAGUCAGUCUGAUAUUGUUUAAAACAUUAGAUGUCACAGUAUAAAGUAUAAACUCUUAAGAUGCUAGUAUUUCGCUAGUGUGGUAGUCAAAUGAACAAUUGAAGAUUAGCUGCAACUAUUGUUUCUGUUCAGAGCUGUGUCAUUUUGAUUAACUAGGGAAACGUUAAUGGCCCUCCUUGUGAACUGGGUCAACCCUGAUGAAAGCAAUUUUCUGUUUUUUUUAAGAAUAAAUAAUAAUCAAUGUAAUUGUAAGUACAUUGUCAAAAUAAUAAGUUACUUUGUUGACAUAUUGAUAGUUUGGAUUUAAUAUUUAUUCCUACUCCAGUCCUGGCAACUGUGACUUUUUGCUAUUCUCUCCAAAUAAUUAAACUGAAGAAGAGAACACU
Messenger RNA from Pristis pectinata (smalltooth sawfish), 2267 nucleotides. RefSeq names its product palmitoyl-protein thioesterase ABHD10, mitochondrial-like. The transcript has 5 exons. Bases 206 to 1069 code for a protein of 287 amino acids. Gene Ontology annotation, cellular component: mitochondrion. Gene Ontology annotation, molecular function: serine-type peptidase activity; palmitoyl-(protein) hydrolase activity; hydrolase activity, hydrolyzing O-glycosyl compounds. The record is from RefSeq and is a predicted model, not a curated record. NCBI's taxonomy places the organism in Eukaryota, Metazoa, Chordata, Chondrichthyes, Rhinopristiformes, Pristidae. Gene Ontology annotation, biological process: proteolysis; protein depalmitoylation.